Molecule: messenger RNA, 6175 nt
Organism: Jaculus jaculus (lesser Egyptian jerboa)
Lineage: Eukaryota; Metazoa; Chordata; Mammalia; Rodentia; Dipodidae
Gene: Ccdc88c
Product: coiled-coil domain containing 88C
Exons: 30
Coding region: 40-6108 (2022 amino acids)
Biological process (GO): cytoplasmic microtubule organization; cytoskeleton-dependent intracellular transport
Cellular component (GO): centrosome; cytoplasm
Molecular function (GO): dynein light intermediate chain binding; microtubule binding
Source: RefSeq, a predicted model, not a curated record
GGGGCGCGCGGGGGAGCCGGAGGGCGCUGCCGCUUCAGCAUGGACGUGACCGUCUCGGAGCUCAUGGAGCUGUUCCUGCAGAGCCCGCUGGUGACCUGGGUGAAAACUUUUGGCCCAUUUGGAAGCGACAGCCAGGACAACUUGACUCUGUAUAUGGAUUUGGUGGACGGCAUCUUUCUGAACCAAAUCAUGUUGCAAAUAGACCCCAGGCCAAGCAACCAGCGUAUCAACAAGCAUGUCAACAACGAUGUGAACCUCCGCAUCCAGAACCUGAGCGUCCUGGUGAGGAACAUCAAGACCUACUACCAGGAAGUUCUCCAGCAGCUGAUCGUAAUGAAUUUGCCCAAUGUUUUGAUGAUUGGCAAAGACCCACUGUCUGGGAAGAGCAUGGAGGAGAUGAAGAAGGUACUGCUGCUGGUGCUGGGCUGUGCUGUCCAGUGUGAGAGGAAAGAGGAGUUCAUCGAAAGGAUCAAACAACUGGACAUUGAGACCCAGGCGGGGAUCGUGGCUCACAUCCAGGAGGUGACCCACAACCAAGAGAACGUGUUUGACCUGCAGUGGCUGGAGCUGCCCGACGUGGCCCCAGAGGAGCUGGAGGCUCUGUCCCGGAGCCUGGUCUUCCACCUCCGCAGGCUCAUCGACGAGCGGGACGAGUGCACUGAGCUGAUCGUGGACCUGACCCAGGAGCGAGACUACCUCCAGGCGCAGCACCCGCCCAGCCCCGCCAGGUCCUCCAGCGCCGACUCCACCCCCAGCCCCACCAGCAGCAGCCUGUCGAGCGAGGACAAGCAGCACCUGGCCGUGGAGCUGGCCGACACCAAGGCCCGGCUGCGGCGGGUCCGGCAGGAACUGGAGGAGAAGACAGAACAGCUUGUAGACACCAGGCACGAAGUGGAUCAGCUGGUGUUGGAGCUGCAGAAGGUUAAGCAGGAGAACAUGCAGCUGGCGGCUGACGCUCGGUCGGCCCGUGCCUACCGCGACGAGCUGGACUCCCUGCGGGAGAAGGCGAACCGCGUGGAGAGGCUCGAGAUGGAGCUGGUGCGCUGCAAGGAGAAGCUGCACGACGUGGACUUCUAUAAGGCUCGCAUGGAGGAGCUGAGAGAAGAUAACAUCAUCUUAAUUGAGACCAAAGCCAUGUUGGAGGAGCAGCUGACCACUUCCCGAGCCCGCAGCGACAAGGUCCAUGAACUUGAGAAAGAGAACCUGCAGCUGAAAUCCAAACUCCACGACCUGGAGCUGGACCGGGACACAGAUAAGAAACGGAUUGAGGAGCUUUUGGAAGAAAACAUGGUCCUCGAGAUUGCCCAGAAACAGAGCAUGAAUGAGUCAGCCCACCUGGGCUGGGAGCUGGAGCAGUUGUCCAAGAAUGCAGACCUGUCAGAUGCCUCCAGGAAGUCCUUCGUGUUCGAGCUGAACGAGUGCGCCUCCAGCCGCAUCCUGAAGCUGGAGAAGGAGAACCAGAGCCUCCAGAGUGCCGUGCAGGGGCUGCGGGACACGUCACUGGCCCUGGAGGAGAGCAGCCUCAAGUGUGGGGAGCUAGAGAAGGAGAACCAGCAGCUCAGCAAGAAGAUAGAGAAGUUGCAGACCCAGCUGGAGAGAGAAAAGCAGAGCAACCAAGACCUGGAGACCCUCAGCGAGGAGCUGAUCCGGGAGAAGGAGCAGCUGCAGAGCGGCAUGGAGGCCCUGAAGGCUGACAGAGCCAGACAGAUUAAGGAUCUGGAGCAAGAGAAGGGCCACCUUCACCAGGCCGUGUGGUCUCUGCGGGAGAGGCCGCAGGUCAGCGGUGAGGCCCGUGCGAAGGAUGUGGAGAAGGAGAACAGAGCCCUGCACCAGGCUGUAACGGAGGCCGGCAGCAGACUCGGUCAGCUGGAGCUGGAGAAGCAGCAGCUGCACCGGGACUUGGAGCAGGCCCAGGAGAAGGGGGAGCGGGUGGAGACGCUGGAGAAGGAGCUGUUCCAGCUGAGGAAGGAGAACGAGCAGCUGGCCAAGAAGGUGACCUCCCUGAAGACGGUCACUGAGAAAGUCGAGGCCCUGGAGCACGAGAGCCAGGGCCUAGAGCUGGAGAACCGCACGCUGAGGAAGUCCUUGGACACCCUGCAGAACGUGUCCGUGCAGCUCGAGGGCCUGGAGCGGGACAACAAGCAGCUGGACCAGGAGAACCUGGAGCUGCGCAAGAUGGUGGAGACCAUGCGCUUCACCAGCGCCAAGAUGGCCCAGAUCGAACGGGAGAACCAGCAGCUGGAGCGCGAGAAGGAGGAGCUGCGCAGGAACGUGGAGCUGCUCAGGGCGCUGAGCAAGAAGUCCGAGCGCCUGGAGCUCAGCUACCAGAGCGUGAGCGCCGAGAACCUCCGGCUGCAGCAGAGCCUGGAGAGCAGCGACAGCAAGUCUCAGGCCCUGGAGCGGGAGCUGAGGGAGCUGGAGGCCGAGGGCGAGAGCCUGCGGCGCGACCUGGAGGCCCUGCGGCUCUCCAACAAGCAGCUGGAGAGGGCCGAGGGCGACAGGAAGGCCCUGGAGCAGGAGGUGGCGCAGCUGGAGAAGGACAAGAAGCUGCUGGAGAAGGAGGCCAAGCGGCUGUGGCAGCAGGUGGAGCUCAAGGACGCCGUCCUUGACGACAGCACCGCCAAGCUGUCCGCAGCCGAGAAGGAGAGCCGGGCCCUGGACAAGGAGCUGGCCCGCUGCCGGGAUGCGGCCAGCAAGCUGAAGGAGCUGGAGAAGGACAACAGGGACCUCACCAAGCAGGUCACCAUGCACACGAGGACGCUGACGACCCUGAGAGAGGACCUGGUGCUGGAGAAGUUGAAGAGCCAGCAGUUGACCAGUGAGCUAGACAAACUGAGCCAGGAGCUGGAGAAGGUCGGCCUCAGCAAGGAGCUGCUGCUGCAAGAUGAUAACAGCCACGGUGACACAAAAUACAAGAUUUUGGAAGGCAGAAAUGAAUCCGCAUUAAAGACAACACUGGCCCUGAAAGAAGAGAAGAUUUUGUUCUUGGAGGCACAGGUGGAAGAGAAAGCAAACCUGAACCAGCAGCUCCAGGCCGAGCUGCAGAAGGUGAAGGAGGAGCGUGAGCUGCUCAGGCGUACCCAGGAGGAUGGCACGCAGGCUCAGAACGUGCUCAAGCAACCUGUGGGCAAGUUAGUCACUAGUCACCAAGAGAAGGAAUCCUGGGGGCCCAGCCACAAGGAGGCCACCAUGGAGCUGCUCCGUGUGAAGGACCGGGCCAUCGAGCUGGAACGGAAUAACGCAGCGCUGCAGGCUGAGAAGCAGUUGCUGAGGGAGCAGCUGCAGCACUUGGAGACGCAGAAUGUGGCCUUCAGCAGCCAGAUCCUGACGCUGCAGAAGCAGAGCGCCUUCCUUCAGGAGCACACCACCUCGCUGCAGACCCAGACGGCCAAACUGCAGGUGGAGAAUUCCACGCUGAGCUCCCAGAGCGCCUCCCUCAGCGCCCAGUGCACCCUGCUGCAGAGCCAGCAGGCGGCCAAAGAGGCCGAACAGGAGGACCUGCAGCGGCAGCACGAGCAGCUGGCGGCUGCCUACGAGGCCCUGCUGCAGGACCACGAGCACCUCGGCGCCCUGCACGAGCGCCAGUCCUCCGAGUACGAGGCGCUCAUCCGCCAGCACAGCUGCCUGAAGACUCUGCACCGCAACCUGGAGCUGGAGCACAAGGAGCUCGGGGAAAGGCACGGCGACCUGCUGAAGCACAAGGCCGAGCUGGACGAGCUGGAGAAGGUGCUGACAGCAGAGCGGGCGGCGCUGCAGCAGGAGCAGAGGACCAGUGCCAUCGCCACGGGCGAGAACCAGCGGCUGCGGGGAGAGCUGGACAGGAUUAAUUUCCUGCACCACCAGCUGAAGGGGGAGUACGAGGAGCUGCACAUCCACACCAAGGAGCUGAAAACGUCCCUCAACAACUCGCAGCUGGAGCUGAACCGCUGGCAGGCGCGCUUUGAUGAGCUGAAGGAGCAGCACCAGAGGAUGGACAUCUCGCUGACCAAGCUGGACAACCACUGCGAGCUGCUCUCCCGUCUCAAGGGGAACUUGGAAGAGGAGAAUCAUCACCUCCUGAGCCAAAUCCAGCUGCUGAGCCAGCAGAACCAGAUGCUUCUGGAACAGAACAUGGAGAGCAAGGAGCAGUACCACGAGGAGCAGAAGCAGUACAUAGACAAAUUAAAUGCCUUACGGAGGCAUAAAGAAAAACUGGAGGAAAAAAUCAUGGACCAGUACAAGUUCUAUGAUCCUGCUCCAAAGAAGAAGAACCACUGGAUUGGAGCCAAAGCCCUUGUCAAACUCAUCAAGCCAAAGAAAGAAGGUUCUAGAGAGCGGUUAAAAUCAACCACAGACAGCCCCCCCUGGCAGCUGGAGUCCCUCGAUCCUUCCUCACCAUCCGCCUCCCAGGCUCUCAGGUCACAGCUGGAAAACCCCGAUGCGCCCCCAACCGCCUCCAGCUAUGCCGAGGAGCGCGACGCCUACAACGGGCCUCUGGGGAAAGGCCCUGGGGAUCUAAAACCAAAGCGAGGGUCCCAGUAUGGAGGCAGUGUUGACCGCAUGGACACCUCUGCUGACCCAGCUGUGAAGUCCUGGCCCUCGGAACCUGGCUCCCGGACUUUGCCCACCUCAGCCGUCACAGCAGUUCCUUCCGGCCCCGCCCCAGUCUCCCGACACCCAGGCCGAGCCAAAGGCUCUAAUUCCACUGAUAACCUCUGUGAGCCGUCCGCCGAGCUUGAGGGCGCACAGCCCAGGCAGCAGGUGUCCCGGCCCGACAGCUUGGAGAGCAGCAGAAACACGUCCAGCAGCAGCUCGCCCCUGAGCCUCAAGGGCUCCUCGGACCAGCUGCACAGCCGCUCCGAGAGUUUCAGCAGCGCAGACCUGAUCCCCAGCAGAGACCCCACCACGCUGUCUCGGGAUGCCAGUGCCCCAGGACGCAGUGCCCUCGGCCGCCAUGAGUACCCCUCACCCCGGAAUGGGCCGCUCCCCCAGGAGGGUUCCCAGAAGAGGGGCGCGGCCCUGCCCCAUGGGGUGCGGCCCUGCUCCACUUCUCCUAGCAGUGAGAUGGUCACCUUGGAGGAAUUCCUGGAAGAGAGUAACCGCAGCUCCCCGACCCAUGACACUCCCAGCUCCUGUGACAACCUUCUCAGUGACUACUUCCGGAAGGCUCACGACCCCCUGGCUGUGGGAGGCCAGCCUGGACCACCUACUAGGAAAGAUGGAGUCAAGAUGCCCACCAGCUUUGUGGCACCCACCAUCAAGAUGGCAGCCAACACCGCCGAGGGACGGCAGAUGAAGCCUGGGCAUUAUGUAAAGCCAAACUUCAGACCAGCUGAGGCAGAGAUCCCGCCCGGGGUCCCCCCAAGGCAGAUCCAGCCUCCCCAGAGCCUGUCCCUGGGCAGACCCAGGCAAGCGACAGUGACCUGCCACACGCCUGUCAACCGCAGCGCAUCUCUGAGCCGGGCCUUCAGCUUGGCCUCGGCUGACCUCCUCCGGGCUAGUGGGCCAGAAGCUUACAGACCAGAGUCCCCUCAGAAGCCAGGGGGUGCCCCUGAAGCCACAGGGGUCAGAGAGACAGGCAGCCACAGCCUGCAAGGCUCUGCGCCUCCCAACUCCCACAGCCUAGCCCGGGAGAGGACCCCCCUCAUGGGUAAGGCUGACAGUACCUCUCCAGGCCCAGGUGCCCGCAGCCGGCCACCGGACACCAGGCGCUUCUCUCUGGCCCCCCCAAAAGAGGAGAGGCUGGCCCCCCUGCAGCAGUCGGCCACUGCCCCAGCCCUUGCGACUGCAGGUGGCGCGAGUGGCAGCUGCCAGCUUCAGCACCUCUCACCUGCUGUGUCCCCAGCUGUCAGGACGAAACCCAAAAUGCCACCACACCCAGGGGAGGUAGCCACCGUUGCCCCUGUCCGCCCGGGGCUCAGCGUCUCAGAGGGAGAUGGGAGCUCGGGACAGGGCUGCGGUGAGGGGCUCCUAGCCAAGAGCCCUGGCAGACCUCCCGACUGUGCUCCGCAUGUCAGCCGGGGCCCCGAUGACUUUGGUCGAGGGGGCAGCAGCUCAAAGAGCACGCCAGCGUCCCCCGAGCCCAGUGGGGACCAACAGACGGUGUGGUAUGAGUAUGGCUGUGUGUGACUUGUGUCGUGCCUCCGCAGCUGCGGAACCCUAAACUACUGGCGCGCCCUCUCGCUCUGGUUGCCUU